Messenger RNA from Enterobius vermicularis (human pinworm), 1182 nucleotides. The record is from the annotation of a GenBank genome assembly. NCBI's taxonomy places the organism in Eukaryota, Metazoa, Nematoda, Chromadorea, Rhabditida, Oxyuridae.
AUGGCGAAUGAUCCUUACAAAUCGGAAUCUUUGGAUGAAUGUAAGCAACUUUGCGAUUAUCCUAUGUAUAUACGCGGGAAAAUUGCUCAAAUUGAAGGCGAACUUGAUAAGGCUCUUUACUGGUUUGAAAAUGCAUUAGCAUUAAGCCCACAAAAUGCUAUAUACCUAAGUAGGAUUGGACAAGUCAAUUUUUUGCUCGGAAAUCACGAAAAAGCUGCAGAAAUUUUGCUGAAAUCAGUUGAAAAAGAUUCCACACAUGUUUGCGGCAUUAAUUUGCAGGCUCAAGAAUGUCUAACUUCAUUGAACAAUUUAAAUCAGUCACCUGAAGUACUCAAAUUCAUGGCUGAACUGUUUCAGAAAAAAAAAGAUUUCAGCAGUGCUGCUCGCGCUUACGAGCAAGUGAUUAAGAGUAACUGCAAUGUGUUUAAUGACAUUGGUGAUGAACAAAAAUUUCAGUUGGAACCAGACAAUGUUGAAGCCUUAACAAAUCUUGGGCUUUUGUAUUAUCAGGAAGGCAAAGAAAAUAAUGCCUUUGAAAUGUUUGGACGAGCAUUGAGCUACGACCCGACAGAUGGAAAUGCCAUUUUAGCUGCUGGUUCAAUUAUACAAACUAACGGAGACUUUGACGUAGCUUUAUCCAAAUACCGAGUUGCAGCUGAACGCUGUGAUUACAAUGGCUCACUGUGGAACAAUAUCGGAAUGUGCUUCUUUGGAAAAGGUAAACAAGUGGCAGCAAUCAGCUGUUUAAAAAAGGCUUACUACUUGUGCCCUCUCGACUGGAAAAUUAGCUAUAACUUAGGUUUGGUACAUCAAUCGAUCAAGCAGUAUGUUUCGGCAUACCACUUUUUUUCUGCUGCUGUCAACUUGAAUCCAACCUACGGAAUGGGCUAUGCUGCUCUGGCCGCUGUGCUAAGCCAUCUGGGCGAUCAAGCAAACGCUCGAAAAGCAUAUGAAAAAGCUAUCCAAUUAGAUGCAGAAAAUCCGCAAAUCUUCUACAAUUACGCAAUCUUUGAAAUGAAACAAAAGAAUGUGGAAAACGCCAUCAAAUUGGCAAAAAUGUGUGAAACUGCACUUGCUUCGUCCCAUCCCCAUUAUAAGGUUUGUAAAUUUUCUGUACAAAACGUAAAAACAGUACACUGGUGUUCCAAACAAAAUAUCUUAUGUAACCUUAAAAUUGCGUAA